AGAAUGAGACAUCCACUGACACGUACCGCCUUGCACGCGCUCUCCUGAAUACAAUACACAGUACAAUAAGCAAGUAAUGGAAGUUAAGAUGCUACAAUCUUCUCAUACAGCAGCUACAGUGACAAACAACUGACACGCGCCAAAGGCUCAAGUACUGGCAUCAGCAAGGUAACCACGUGUUGAGCAGAAUACGACGUAUCAUGAGCAGAAACUGAUACUGCAAGAAGAAUGCAGCAGCAAUACUUCCACGAAACCCACAUAAGCUGAAACCCUAAUACUUCUCGAAAGACACCAGCAGAACUGAAGAUUGCAGCGUCCGCAAAAGUAAUCACGUACCAAAACUCCGCGCUAUCAUAGAAUAAUCCAUCACGUGACAAUUGGCCAUGAUAGUCUUAGUAUAAAUAAGGGUAGCCACUUAGAAACAAGCAGUCCAGUUAAAGUCCGUAACGUAGUUCAGUAAAAAUUUGUAGAGAAGCAAUUCAGUUGAAAUUUUGUCAAAGCGCAGUUCAGUUAAAAAUUUUUCAAGGGUUCAGUCAGUUCAGCUCAGUUAUUGACUUCAGUUAUUCAGUUCAGUUAUAGAGUUCAGUCCAAGUAGUUAAAAUUUUGUCAAGAAUCAGUUAAAAAUUUAUCGAGAGUUAAUAUCAAGUUCAGAAGAACAGUAGUCUUUGCGAAGCAGAGAAUUGUUCUAAUCCAAUUUUUAAGUAACGUCAAGAAGUAGAACCGAGCAUUUUAUUAAUCGUUAACCAUUCAUACAGUCAGUCUUCCAAUAACUAUAUUGACUCAGUACGAUAUUCCAGGAGUGCGAUCGACUAUACAUAUAAGCAAGAGAGUUGCGCCUGGCAAACUAAUGUCGAAACGCGCAUCAAAGUCCAAUGCAAAAAUCACACGGCGAGUGCCGCACCGGGCAGGAGUUCAUCAAACAUUAAGAGAUAGAUGAACGAGUUCAUAGAUCAUCGAGUCCAAACUUGCUUAAAAUACCAAAAAAAAUUCUUGACUUUUAUCUCUGCUGCUUUGAACCACUAUAUUCGUAUCUGCGAUUUUUUUUUUUUUGGAAACAUUGUCAAUUCCAUACGAAGAGAUCCUCAUCGUUCGGGCAAAACGGUACAUAUUUCAAUACAUACACAUAUACAUCAAAACAUCUUAUUGGUUAGAUUAUUCGAUCUCGUUGAUAGGACAAACGCCUCUUUUCAAUAAAUUAUUCGUUUACGUGUGUCUAAGUGUUCUAAAUAUACCGAAUAUCUCAAAUCUGUUACAAAAUAUUUGAAUUUUUCUAUUCCACUAUUCAAUACCUUCACUAUACCUUAACGUACUCCAAUUAUUCACAUAGGAAUUUAUGUCCACGCAUUGUCCAUAAGAUGAUGUCACCGUGAACAAUGAUUUUACUCCAGUCGUAACUUUAAAAUCAUUUAAUUUAGGAACUUUUUAAUUAGUCGAGACAUCCGUACGAAAAUUUACAGCUAGAUUAAAUAUUGUUAUUUUUACACAUUACGAUGUAAUUAUUUGUUAUAAGCCAUGCACUGUCGUUUGACACUUAAUCUAAAGACAAUCAGAUAGGUUAGUUAAUUCGUCAAUCGAUCCGGCUGAUACAAUAAAACAAAAAUGAGUGUGAAUCAAAGAUAGCUGCAAGGAGCGCUUGAUCACGUGGUUUUCGUGGUUUUCCUCAGCCUGGGUUCUAGAAAGAGGAAGCAAAAAUACUCUAGGGUACCGUAAAUUAAGCCUUCUCCAGUACUGCGUAGCGUCAUAAGCUAGAAGGCUCCGAAAAAGAUUUGCGACUGCAGCGUAUAGGAUAUUCCGUAAUGCAUUGUGCAAUUAUCAACGUUUAAGUAAGCAGACAAACGUUUAAAAGAUACUUUACGCAUUUCCUACCUUCGCUAAAUAAAUCAUGGCGAUUUUUACGAAAUACAGAUUUCAUCUUUUUCGUUUUUGCUUACGUAACGUUAAAGAUUAGGGAGUUUACUACACUUGAGACAUUCUUGCGUAUCAGAAUAUAGACGUGUCCUCUUACUUAUUUAUGUAUAUAGCUACGCGAUAAAUUGAUCGACCUUUAGUUAUUCGGAAAGGCCGACACAGCAAACAUCGUGUCGGAAGUAAAAUUCUGAUAGUGGUUGUGGUAUAUUCGAAUGGAGUAUCUGUCCCUUGGUCUGUUUUUAAUAGCGAUACUGAUCGCUAUCUACUACUGUGCCACGAAGAAUCAUAAUAUAUUCAAGAAACAUGGAAUCCUGCACAUUCCACCGAUACCAUUGUUUGGAAAUAUGGGAUCCUUCUUCGCAAAACGGUCCACCUUGCAAGACAUCAUUCUGGAAGCUUAUGAACUUCAUCCUGAAGCGAAAUAUGUUGGCAUAUACGAGUCCCUCACGCCUAUCAUAGUGCUCCGCGAUCUCGACUUAAUCAAGUCCGUCAACAUGAAGAAUUUCGAUCACUUUACCGAUCAUCGUAACUUUGUCUUCAAGGACAUGGACCCUAUAUUUGCCGGUAUGCUGUUUUCUAUGAAAGGCGAGCAAUGGAAGGAACAAAGGAGCAUAUUGUCACUCGCGUUUACUUCCAAUAAGGUAAAGGAUAUGUUCAAUCUUAUGUCCGAGUGUGCUACCAGAUACGCGAACUAUUUGUCGAAUCUAGCGGAGAAUGAGCGUGAAAUGGAGAUGAGGGAUCUGCUGACUAAAUAUACCAACGACGUAAUCGCCACCUGCGUCUACGGUGUAUCUGUUGACACCAUAAAAAAUCCGAAGAACGUAUUUUACACGUACGGCAAAUCGACCACGUUCACUAGUUUCAAAAAAGAUAUGGCAAUGUUGGCGCAAAGGAACCUACCCUGGCUGGCGAAGCUCCUUCAGCUCAGAUUUCUGGACAAACAUAUAGCGAAAUUUUUUACCGAACAAGUGAUCAACACGAUCGAAGAAAGGAAACAGAAUGGCACUUAUCGAUCAGAUAUUCUACAACUAUUCAUAGAUGUAAACGACAAGAAGGGUCCAGGAAAAGGUAUGAGCACGGAAAACAUGGUUAAUCACGCUUUUAGCUUAUUCUUUGGCGGAACUGAUUCCGUUGCAACGCAGACAAGCUUUCUGUUCUACCUUCUAGCCGAAAAUCCAGAGAUUUUGAAAAGACUACAGGAGGAAAUCGACGAAACGUUGGAAAAUAAUAACGGACAAUUGACUUACGAUGCCAUACAGAAGAUGAAGUACUUGGAUGCCAUGAUCAACGAAGCGAUGAGAUUGCAACCAAUUACCGUAUUCUUGGAUAGACUAUGCGUGAAAGAUUUCGAGCUGCCACCAGCCUUACCUGGUGAAAAACCUUUCACCGUAAAAGCAGGAAUGAACAUCUGGAUACCUGUUGACGCGAUUCAUCACGAUCCCAAGCACUAUGAAAAUCCGCAGAAAUUCGAUCCGGGUAGAUUCCUCGAGAAUGGAAAGAAGAUCAUAAAUUCGGGUGCGUUUAUGCCGUUUGGUCUCGGUCCCAGAAUCUGUAUCGGCAAUCGGUUCGCGUUAACAGAGAUAAAGGUAUUGCUGUGUCACAUUCUCGCCAAGUGCAACGUCAAGAUUGGAUCGAAGAUGUUGCUUCCGUUGCAAUAUGAGGAAGGUGUGAUAACUGCCUAUGCUAAGAAUGGAUUUUGGCUAAAUGUUGAGCCCAGAGAAAAUUUUUACUGCAUAUCUCAAACUAAUGGAACGACAAAGCAUCUGAGCAAUGGAAAUUGUAGAAAUUGAAUUUGCGAAUGAGUGAUCUUUAAUGCGGUUAAAAUCUUCUUUGCGUAAGAAGUAGUGUUUUUCGGUUAACUCUAUGUCGGCGGACGUCACACCGAAUCAGUCGUAAUCCACGUGAUCUAUACGUUGGCUCAAUUUUGUUUGGAGCAUACUGAAGAUGUUUUGUAAUAUGAGCCUGACCCCUUCCUCUCCAUUAGCGAUAAGAAAACUCUCGCACGAUCUCGAUAACAAGAGCAGGAAAGACAUUUUGGAGUAAAAAAAAUUUAUUGCGAAUCCAGCUGCGCAGCGUCCGUCUUUCGAAUGUUAAUACUAAUACUAACUAAAGAUUGCUAUUUAUUUUACUUAAUGUGAUAUAAGCAAAAUAAAAAGUUUCUUAUAUAAUUCGUGAUCUGAUUGAUUAUUCGCUCGUGCUUCGAAAGAUUAAUAUUGUGUAAUGAAUAAUUUGCUGAAUAUAAUUGUUUCGUUAGAGUUUGACAAAAGAAACUGUUUUUUAGCAAGUUUAUGACGCAAUUGAAACAUUAAGUUCGAAAAAUUUGUUUGGCAUAAAUACAGAAUGAAAUAAAUUCAAGGAUGCGUGGAUAUACAUGUAACAUAUGUAUACUAACUAUUACAUGAGAAAAGUUCUUUAAUUGCAAUUAAUGAAAGAAAAAUAUCGUGGAUUAAGUAAAAAGAGUGACUAAUCAUGACGAGUAAAUGGAUAAAUAGAAUGUUUGACACUUGCGGAAGGAAAAUAUUGUAAUCGAGUAAAUAUUGUUUCGGAUAGUUUGGAAGGUAAUGUUAAUUUUUAUUCCGCAUAUGAGAUUUAACAGAAGCACAAAUUUAUUGCGUAAUUAUACAUCGUUUAUCUGUAAAUUAUAUGUAUGAAUAUGAGUUAUAAUUUUUACCAUAAACAAUAGUCUUCAAAGCGAUAAAAGUAUAUGUUAUACAUUAAUAAAAGUGUCAACAGUAUUUCACGUUUCGAUAAUUGGUCCAAUUCAUUAUAAUUGUAAUGUAUUUGCCAUAGUUUUAUCGUAGGAUAUAUAACACUGCGAAGACGAAGAGGGAAGAAAGGUAGAAGAGCAAGAAAACUAAGAUUCGUUUUCCCUUUUAGCCAUCGUUUCGCGCCUUUUUCCACUAACACGACAAGACAAUACACUGCUUGAAUCCACCCUUACGAUCUUCAGUUCAUUAAUUCUGGCCAAAAGCCGGUCUUGAUGGUGUUGGUUACAUCGCUAACCUUCGGUCUUGGAGUUUUCCUUUUCAUCCCUUCCACGCACUCACCGUAGCUAAAGUGAAUUACAUUAGAGGGGAGAGGGUAGUUUUAUCGAGUCAACCUGCUAGAUAUUUCCUAAGGCACCUAAGGGUCGUUGGAUCGGAAACGGGUCCUUUAACAACGACCAACCUUCCGAAGAAGUUGCACGAUAAUCUGCACUGGACCAAAUUGCUUUCCCGCUUCGUCGAAUAUAACUUGUUGAUCGUUUAUGAAAAUAUUCGUUGCGUUGUUUCCUAUCUCGGCCAACUCCGUUGCUAUUGUUAACUAUGUAUCUAGUUGUUAUUGCUAACUUCGUUUGGCUGUUGUUAAUGUUGCUAGUCGAGUGUUGGUUUAGAUUGAUUUCCGAAGAAAUUUCAUGGUAAAUGUGCGUGGUUCUCAUCGUGUGGUCAUUCGUAAGAAACAGAGAUUUUAUUACGACAUUGUUGUUACUGUAGUAUUAUACCGUUGAAGGUCAUAAUAAAAUGAUUGGAGGUAAUAUAGAGAUUUAUUAUAACGUUAUUUAAGGAUAUCGUACAUUAUUAACAUUAGCCGUGCGAGAAAAUAACUCUUAAUAAAAUAUUUAUCUUUCGUCAAUAUGCUCUUCGUCGAAGAGAUUUCCAUAUCUGAGUUUCGUUUCGUAUCUUUUCAAUAGUCGUUAUCGUUAGUUCAAUUAAAGAUUGCCACGUCGUUGCUUCGUUAAUUAUCUUCGAAGAAAAAAUGUCACUGAUAACUUUAUCCGUUUAAAAGUUACAACUAGGUACAAGUAUAUAGUUUCAUACAAAAUACUUUUCGCAAUCUAAUCUAGAGAUAUUUAAGUUCCUUGUAAGCUACUCGCGUGUUUUCUAAAAAUAUUCGUAUGGUGUCAAAGAGGACAUAUAAGUUGUUUGUUAUUUUCUUUUUUAUAGUGAUACGAUUUGAUGCGGGCACAAUCGCGUACUUAUUAUUGACAGGUCAAUUAAUUCAUUGCGUAUAUUCACAAUGAGUCCUCUUUUGAAUUGUGGCGGCAUUCGACAGCAAAUACCACCACUCGACACUAACUACUGCCGGACGACGGCAGCGCAGUGGUUAGCGCCUUAAGUUACGAACGUUCGGGACCCGGGUUCCAAAUCCCAGCAACCGGAGUUCGAUUUUUUUUCUACGCAUCAAAAAUGGAAGAAAAACAGCAGUACCCCGUCAGCGACAUAUCUACAGUCAGCAGCUACAAUUAUCAGGGACAACACUUACACCUCAGAAUAUUUAUAAAUAGAAUGAUUGUUCCCAAAUGAAAUUCAAAGUAAUUUCAAUUGAAGAUCCACAAUCGCUUCAAAUGGACAUCGGCGGUCGUUUAGAAUUGAAAUCCCCGGUUUGAAAUUGUGACAAAUUACAGUGUACGAUCGUUCCAACGUUUAGUCUUGAACCUUGUAAUCAUUCCAAAUUGAACGAGUGGAAUAAGACAGAGAAAAUCGAGCAGCAACCACAAACUUUCACAUCUAGAAACUAUAACAUAAUAGACCUAAGAUUAUCUUCGGACGACAAAACGUUUAGAAUGAUCCAAUCAUUUAAUAAAUUUAAUGAAAUUCAUUGCUUUUCCUCUGGUGUAUUUCAAAAAGUUAUAAAAAGAAAUGAUCAUAUGUAUUUAAUCGUCCCAGCUACCGAUCGGAACCCUGUCUAAAGACAAAGUUCGCGAUUCCCAGAAAAUCGAAUAUCAAAUCCAUGAGAGUUCGCAGCACAUUAUCACAAUUUCUUGAACCACGAGAAUGAAGAAGUAGGUCGCAAUUAGGUUGGUGCGAUAUCCGCGUGAUAUUGUGACGAGCAACCAUCUCGUGAUGUAGCAGCUUAUAUAUACGCGGGAACUCGCUCAUUAAAGCAACAUUCACAAGGUCGUAUGGCGUCUUUGCCACUAGCCGAUCACGUAGUAGAAUAUAUUACACAUACGACUGUUAUAUGUAUCUCGACUCCAUGUUACGUGCUGGACAUGCAGAGACGAUGCUGACGCAUCCGGCCAGAAUAAUUGAGAUGGACGCGUAACACGUAUCCAUUAUAUGACCAAGAACACGCGCCACGAUUCGAUCCUCCUUUUCAUUUCUUCUCCGAUUCGUUUCACUGAAAUACGAACAGGUUAAAUGGUGGCGGAAGAAUUUUGUGGGAUAUCCAAAAAAUUCUCUAUCUCUUUGGCUUUUUCCCCUUAUUUACGAUCACGCGGGAAAGUUGGAGAAAGAAGUAAAGAAACUCCAAAACUGAGAUACAUCGGUGCUUAACGGAAAUUGACUCGUAAAAAUAAUACUAUAAAUAAAGAAAAUCGAUAAAAAGGAUUGAAAUGUGCCUUAGGUAUAAACACAAAGCUGAUCGAAAACUUUAACAUCUUUGAACGAAGAUAUCGUUUUGUUCGCAUCGUUUAAUGUUCAGGAAAGGCAAUCAUAUAUUGAAUCUUUUCUCUAUCAGAAAGAACUUUGGAGCCCCAGACGGAGGAUGCUAUCGUUAAUUAUUUAGUUUACGGUACCUGAAACUUGAAAUUUGUGAAACUAGGACGAAGUAUGGUAUGGACAGUAUGGUAUUAUCUUAAAAACAAUAAUGUAAUCUUAUUAUAAUAAGAAUCGAUUAUAGAUUAGAAUUAUAAAUUCUAUUUCCCAAUACAAACUUGUAUUUAUUUAGUUUGUUUCUCUGUUUAAACCCAAACUAUUCUUAUUCCAAAUAUUAAUUUUGUUUAAUCAUAUUAUAUUAUAACAGAUACAUUUAUCUAAAUAAUAAAAAGUAUAUAAAUGUUAGUAUACAGAGAAAAUCUCGUAAACACGUAUGAAGGAAAAAAAAAGCUAUAAAACAUUGAUCGAGUUAUUAGAUCAUUAGAUCUGAUGUAUUAGAUCAUCCGUCAAGCAUUUGGCAAACCAACUGGAUAAGAGUACGCUUGUAGAAUAUUAGUAACGAUUAUUUUCUAUAAAUUCUACAAAAUCAUAUUAAUCAUAAAGAUCGUAUCAAUAGAAAAUCAUUCGACAAAAUACUAAAAUCGCUUAAAGUUAUGAAAAUUUAACGAUGUUUUAACACAGUUAAAUAAAACAAGAUGUACUUCAUCUCCGCAAAAGUCACUACGUUCUUCGUUGUUAAAUAGAAUCAUUUUCAACUUGUUGAUUUUGAAUAUAGAUAUCUAAGAGUGUUUCCCUGUUCGAACCAAAGAGAAAUCGUUGACCCGAAACUUUAUACAAUUCGUAUAUUUUAUGCGUUACAAUGAAAAUAUUAUAUGAAAGCUUUUUAUUUCUCUAUACACUUUGAAUACCCCAAGUAUAUGUGUUUUUCACUUUCUUUCGCAAAACAAGCAUCUCGAUUCUUAAUACUUCGAAAUCAAGUGACGAUGCGAAUAACUAAAUAUAAACGUUUGAAGUGACGUGUUCAACUCGAAACCUUCGGUUCUGAUUUCUGGUUUACCGUCGAUCUUAUCGCAUUGAAUAUAUCGAAAAAAUAUACGUAGAUAUUUUCAAACGAAAGUUCGGAAGAUUGAUAUUACAAACAUCGCAUAUAACUUAAUUGUCUGGAUGUCUAUCAGGAAUCUUCUCGAUAAACAUCGU
Molecule: messenger RNA, 8462 nt
Organism: Bombus huntii
Lineage: Eukaryota; Metazoa; Arthropoda; Insecta; Hymenoptera; Apidae
Product: cytochrome P450 9e2-like
Exons: 2
Coding region: 2121-3698 (525 amino acids)
Molecular function (GO): oxidoreductase activity, acting on paired donors, with incorporation or reduction of molecular oxygen; heme binding; iron ion binding
Source: RefSeq, a predicted model, not a curated record